GCCGGGGCAGCGCCGGGCCCGGCCCGCUCCGUAACGCGCCGUGCGCUUUUCCUCCUGCCCCUCCCAGCUGGCCAAAGACCUGGCGCAUCCCUCCCUAGAGGAUGAGAAGAGGAAGCACAAAAAGAAACGUCUUGUGCAGAGCCCGAACUCCUACUUCAUGGAUGUAAAAUGUCCAGGAUGCUACAAGAUCACCACUGUCUUCAGCCAUGCUCAGACAGUAGUUCUGUGUGUAGGGUGCUCAACUGUCCUGUGCCAGCCAACUGGGGGCAAAGCCAGGCUCACAGAAGGCUGUUCAUUUAGAAGAAAGCAACACUGAACAGUUCAGCAUGUGAUUUUUGGAUCUGUGUUCCUGAAAGCCUUACCAGUUUAAAAAUGCCUGUUACAACAACAAUGUAAUUAUGAUUGAUUUUGUACAAAUUACAUGCUACAGCUGACUAAUCUGCUGGAAUCUCUUUUUCAAUAAAUGAUCUGAAGUGCAAGCUCUUCCUGUAAGUUUGCAGACAACCGAGCUCUAUUUUUAUAAGUUUGUGUGAACAGUAAAAACCUUGGACUUCCUGCAUCCUUGCCUUGCUAAUCAUAAACUAGCAGUGUAAUGCAUAUAGUGACAGAAACUGCUUUAAAAGUGCAUUUUGUGUAUUUUAUUACUGCAGCUACCAUAACCGCAAGGCUUGCAGAAGCUAGAUAAGCUUUUAAAUGGCUCAUUUGCUUUCAAUGUUGCUGUAGUCCCUCCCCUCUCUUGGGUAAUUUGGUGAUAAAUAAAAAUGAAAAGUUACUCA
Messenger RNA from Passer montanus (Eurasian tree sparrow), 776 nucleotides. Its product is annotated as 40S ribosomal protein S27-like. Lineage: Eukaryota; Metazoa; Chordata; Aves; Passeriformes; Passeridae. Gene Ontology annotation, molecular function: structural constituent of ribosome; RNA binding. The coding region runs from base 158 to 316 and encodes 52 amino acids. Gene Ontology annotation, biological process: ribosomal small subunit assembly; translation. Gene Ontology annotation, cellular component: cytosolic small ribosomal subunit; ribosome. The record is from RefSeq and is a predicted model, not a curated record. The transcript has 3 exons.